AUGGGCAACGCUCUUCAAAGAGCCGAACAAUUGUUGAAAACCGAUGGAAUCCCACCGACAAUUUCUCUUGAAUGGGAGGAAUUCGCUGGAUACAUUUGUGAGAUGAAUAGAAGAUGCCGAAACCAAAUCAAUUCUGACAACGAGUACAUCUGUUUUGCGCUAAAGAAAGGUACCACGGAUACACCAUUGUGGAAAGCGACCGUAAGGAUAUGUUGCUUGAAAAUGAACGCCACCGAUAACACCGUGAAAUCUUAUCGAUUUUUCAAUUUGACCGAAUUCCUCAACGUCUAUCGAUCGUAUUUGAUUCUGUUGAAGCCAGCGAUUGGACACGAAAGGCCACCAGUUGCUGAUGAGCUGAUGAAUCAAAGCAUAUACAUAUUGGGACAAACAGCCAUCUCCGACGGUACUUGUGCAAUUUGCAUGGAACGCCCGAAUGAGACUCUCCUUCCGUGUUUGCAUUCGUUUUGUACUGUUUGCAUAGCAAACUGGUUUGAGCACAGACCUAGGUUUAAAUGUCCUCUAUGCAAAGAAGCUAUCAAAGAUCCAUUGGCCGAUAGCUGGGAGGUAACCGACGCUCCGACUGAACAACAAGUACAAGACUACUUCAUGGGAAUUACCGGAGCUGAGUCAAGCACCAAUGUUAGUGGUAACCUUCUCACUCGCCCUCUUCAACCCUACGCUUCUUCAUCUACCUCAACUCUUAACAAAGAC
Mesorhabditis belari is the source of this 711-nucleotide messenger RNA. NCBI's taxonomy places the organism in Eukaryota, Metazoa, Nematoda, Chromadorea, Rhabditida, Rhabditidae. The record is from the annotation of a GenBank genome assembly.